AGAGAGGUUUAAUUGAGUUUGAAGCAUAAUUACUGGCUGCGGUUGUGUGAGGUAGCAAGAAAAACAUCGUUCUUCGACGUCCUUCAUUCGCCGUUGUCGUCGUCGUUCUUCGCCUUCUCCGAUUCGCUAUUCUUGUUCUCUACUCCCUCUCAUGGAGCCCCAGCGUCUUGAGAAAGCUCUGGAUGGAUGCGGCAACGAUUUAGACGCUGCUAUCGAGCGCCUGCUUGCGCUUUCUUUAGAUGAGAAAUCGGAGGGUUUCGCUGUGGAAUCAGAUGCAUCUUCUGAGAAAGAAAAACCUACCAGUUUUGGAGAUCUGGCUGGGUGGACGGACUUGCUGGUGAGGGAAUUACAGAGUGCGAUUAGUGUUGAUGAUGCCAGAGCCCGCGUGUCAAGUCUGCUGCAGAUGCGUGAAGAAUCGAUUCAUCAACAAGAAGCGGCUCGAAUCGAAGUCGUGAUCCGGGAGAAUACAAUACUGAAACGUGCCGUGGCUGUUCUUUAUCGACGGCAGAAACAGUUUGUUGAGGAUAGGAACGGUGAGGUCCAGCACUUGAAGCAGUUACUGUCUCAGUAUCAGGGGCAGUUGACAACUCUCGAGCAGUUGCUACUCUCAUAUGUGAGUGAAGCUUACCAAACUUGGAAGUUCCAGCUGAAACGUCUUUACUUUGUUCGCCGGCUCUCAUCCUUUCAACACUGGGAUGAGGUCCCUCUUGGCUAGGCCCUGCGCUUCUCUUACCAGGAGGGGAUGAACAAACUGUGACAACUGAGCGAAUAUGAACUGCAGGUGCCGUAGAACGCACUGCAGGCGUGCCUGUCAUCCCCUUUGUUUCUUCCAGCCAAUGUCUUAUCGAAGAACAUGUAGAACUGACAAAUCUUGUUGGUGGGUAGGCGUAAGAGGGAUUGAACUCUCCGGUCUGAGACUACGAGAAGGUUUAGCACUGACCAUCAGUUCACUGGAGCUGCAAAUGAAGUUGGCACAGAACCUCUAUUUGAUCCCGGAGAACCAGCCUUCUGAAUAUUCCGCAGCCUAAAUUUAGACUGCAAGUGAUUCAACAUACACGGGUCUUGGGGCAUGAACUCAGCCACAUCUGCAUUUUGUCCUCUGGGCUUGGCUUCCAUGGGGCUAAGGGAGAUCCGGUUACCCUUUUCGAUUUGGUUGCUUUCGGGGUGAACCAAGGAGCCAAGCAAACACCAAAGAUUUGGCUUAAGCCAAGCAAUGUAAUUUAUAAGAAAAGUGAAAUGAGGCCUUUUCUUGAGGCUUUAAGUACCAAAAUAUGAUGGCUCAAGAGAAACAAAACUCUGUGGUCUUAAUAUAUCUAGGAGAAUCAGUAAAUUCAAAGCGGAUGUGAAUGAUGUGGGUGGCCUGAGAUUUCCAACAAAAAUGCCACAGAAUUGUUUUUUAAGAUAUAAAACAAAAUUAUUUUGACAA
Molecule: messenger RNA, 1426 nt
Organism: Tripterygium wilfordii
Lineage: Eukaryota; Viridiplantae; Streptophyta; Magnoliopsida; Celastrales; Celastraceae
Exons: 2
Coding region: 152-715 (187 amino acids)
Source: RefSeq, a predicted model, not a curated record